This is a messenger RNA of Filobasidium floriforme, 2005 nucleotides long. RefSeq names its product putative oxidoreductase C terminal-domain-containing protein. The record is from RefSeq and is a predicted model, not a curated record. Gene Ontology annotation, molecular function: nucleotide binding. The transcript has 14 exons. The coding region runs from base 394 to 1860 and encodes 488 amino acids. Lineage: Eukaryota; Fungi; Basidiomycota; Tremellomycetes; Filobasidiales; Filobasidiaceae.
GUUCCGAUAUGACGGAGAUUCGAGCCGAGGGGAGCAGCUUUUCGAGGGUAUGGUGCUGAUCGACAUCAUCGACAUCAACUCGAAUCCCUUUGAUCCUCGCUCACCAGACCAUAGAUCAAUAGAAUCGUGAAACCCCAUAGAAGGAUCUCUUUGACUUGUUGAUCGUUUCAACUCGGCCGAAAGACAAAGCAGCGAAAACCCGAGCACGAAAAAAGGAACCAGAGGACAUCCUUUGGAUCGAACAGCUCGGCCAGGAAACUAGCUCGUAGACAGCGCAAACAGGUUCAUCGCCGACCUGGUAUAUAGCACCAGAGGAACUCCGAUCACGGUUCCCUCUUCACCGUUCAUUCCAUCACCACCACACACCUCAUCCAACGACAACACGGCGCAAAGAUGAGCUUUAUGAACAACCUCAGCCGACAGGCUUUGAACCGCAAUGUUCUCUCGACCCUCCGAACCCAGUCCCGUGGACUCGCUACGACUUCCAACUCGACCCUCCGAUCGUCCUCGAUCCGCACCGGUCUCGCCGCCCUGAACAGCAGCAAGACCGUCGGCUCGUCUUUGCUCGCCAGGCGAUUCAUCUCGGAGACCUCUGUCAGGUCGGAUGGAGGGUUGAACGAUCCUCCCGAGGAUGGGAUUCACCCGGAGAUGCCUAGUGCGAUGCACCUCCAACCUCCCCCUGCUCCGGGAACCGAUUUCAACGUCGCCAUGGUCGGAGCCGGAAACAUCAUGUUCGGAAGUGACGAAGGUCCUUGGAACCACUCGUUCCGAUUCGAGCACAAGCUCGGUCCCCGACUCAAGGUCGUCGCCCUGAUCGACCCCGCCGUCGCGCGUGCCGAGGCCGUCUUGGCCGGCAAGAGGGCCAGUUUCGUAGAGUCUGCUUACAGAGACACUGUCGUCUACAAGACUGUCGAGGAGUUCCGAGAGGCCAUGACUCCCGAGAAGGAACCCCACGCCAUUGUUGUCGGAUCUCCUCCUGCUUACCGAGGCGGAGUCAAAGCCCCUCGAGACCUCGAGCUCAGGCUGUUGAAGCUCUUCCCCAACUCGUCCUACUUUAUUGAGAAGCCCGUCUCCUGUGGUCCCGUCCCCGAGGCCAUGGAGCUUACCCAAGCUUUGGUCGACUCUGGCAACAUCAUUUCUGUUGGAUACAUGCUUCGUUACCUGCGAUGCGUUCAAAAGAUGAAGCAGAUCAUCGCUACCAACAACUUGACCGUCAUGGGUACCAUCGCGCGAUACGCUUGUGCUUACGAGGCCAUUGCCAAGCCCGCUUGGUGGAACAAGGCUAUCGAUAUGGGUCCCGUUAUCGAGCAGGGUACUCACUUCUGUGAUCUCUCUCGAUACUUCGGUGGAGAUGUCGACAUCACCUCGGUUCAGGCUCACUCGGUCGAAUGGGACGAGGCUCCCGGUCAGCUUAGCCGAGUUCCGGUUGACGAGAGCAAGAUUGCCGAAGAGUUGAGGAUUCCCAGGAUGACCAGCGCCACCUGGAAGUACAAGAACGGUGCUAUCGGUAGCUUUGUCCACGCCGUUGCCCUUCAGGGAACUGCCUACUCCUGCGAGUUGGAAGUUAUCUGUGACGGUUUCCAGAUGAGGCUGGUCGACCCUUACAACGCGCCCGUUCUUUACUUGCGACGACCCGGCGAUGACAUCGAGGAGCGUCACGCUUACUCUGACGACGAUCCCUUCUUCAGCGAGGUCUCGAACUUCGUUGACUGCAUCGAGGGUGGCCCUGACCCCCACAUCCUCUCCUCCUUUGAGGACGCUACCAAGACCUACGAACUCACCUGGGCUAUCAGGCGAGCUUCCGAGGCUAGCAGUGCCCAGCGUGUUCAGAGGGAGGCUGCUGAGCGCGUCUUGGAGUGAUCGUCGAUCUCCCCUGCCCCCCGUAAUGACCAGCGAGACCACGCGUCCAACUUAAUUCGAAGCUCGUGAUAGUGCACAUUGUUUGGCUCGGAAAUUUGUCCCAAGAUGUAAUACUAGUAUGCAGUCAUGGUAGUCAGUGAGGUUC